Molecule: messenger RNA, 2195 nt
Organism: Drosophila albomicans
Lineage: Eukaryota; Metazoa; Arthropoda; Insecta; Diptera; Drosophilidae
Exons: 5
Coding region: 233-2092 (619 amino acids)
Molecular function (GO): monocarboxylic acid transmembrane transporter activity
Source: RefSeq, a predicted model, not a curated record
CAUUAUCUAAACGGGUUUUGUGGUUUUGGUAAAUGAUGAAUGCCAACGGCCAGACAACGCGCCUCACACAAAACCCGGAGAGUACGAAAAAAUCAAAACGGAUACGGAUUGGAAAUCGGAUUCAGAUUCAGAUACAGAGACAGAUUUGGAUUUGGAUUCGGAGUCGGAGUCGGAUCAUCCUCACAAUUGGCUAUCGAAUCGAAAAGAGCAACCGAGAAACCAAGGAGAACGAAUGACGACAAUGCCAAUGGCAACGGUGGUAAACACCUCUGCCGGCACUCCGGUGGUGCCUCGCCGUGCCGGUGCCCGUGCCACAGCCGGAGUGCAACGACGUCGGGUGGUCAAGAAGCACAUUCAACAGAAGUACAUGCUCUGCGGCUUUGCCAUACACGCAUUCCUAGCGACUCCGGCAUAUUUGUACGGAAACGUUGUGGAGUCCGACAAAGAUCUGGUAUUGCGCAUUUGGCCAGCGAUCGUUUAUCAGGCCACUGGCGAAAUCUGUCGCUCCAUCAUGGAGCAUCUGGACACAGAGUAUAGUGGACGGGCUCGCGAGACGACGCAAUAUCGACGCAUCUUUCUGCUGGCCACACUGAUUGCCUGCAUAUCACUCAUGAUUAGCGGCAUCUUGUUCUCAUCCGCCUGGGUUGUGGUCACCACAACCACACAAACGGUGGCCAUUAUCUUCUAUGGCUUCUUUGCGGGCAUUGGUUCCAGUUUGUAUCUGUGGAAGACGCAUGUUAUACUGGAGGCAGUGCGUCCGCGUGAGGAUAAAUAUGUGCGGAAAACAAUUCAUUUGUGUGGCGAGGCAUUUUGCCAGUUGUUCCUAUCCUUUGUCUUCACCAGUCUGCGCACACUUUAUGGCACCGCACAGUCGAUAGUCUUGAUGUCCGCACUGCUGGUCAAUCUGAUUCCCUUAAGCCUCAUCAUUACCAAGCAUCGCGAGGAUGCCUUCAAGACCAAACGCAUCUCGGUGAUCAAAGCGGAGAGCAGCUUCGCAGCAUUGCCGUUGCGUGGCGCGCUCGUUGCCAACUUUGUGGCCGAUCAAUUGGAUGGCCUCGAUGUGAUGGCCAUGUCAUGGCGCAAUCCUGCCACGGUGUCAGAGUUGGCCAGCACAACGGGAACGGCGCCGGUUGCCGCUGUCGCUGCUGCUGUUGUCGAUACGCACAGCAGCUAUAUGCUGGCCACAGAUGAGGCAUACGUGACAUAUGUGAAUCCCAAUGGUGUGGAAAUCAUGGAGAUCAUACCCGAGGAGGAUGAGACGGUGUCCAUGAUGCGUUCAAGCAACGCCACUAUUGACAAUUAUGGCAUCUCGCAAUCCCAAAUGCUGCACAAGUCACAUUCCAAUGGCCGUCUCUACACGCAAAAUCCGCUUAAUCCUGGCACUGGCACCGGCACCGGCAGCUCUUCACCGCUGCCCGAGACCCAUGCGAAUCUGCAUCGCAUACGUCGCAUGUCGCUGGCAGUCACCUCACACUUGUGGUGGAAUCUGCUGGACAAGAUUGCGAUGCCACUGCAGCAUGCGCUGUUCGUGCCACAGCUGUAUGCCACCACGCUGCUCAUCUCGGCGGACAUAUUCAGCUAUGUAAUGUGCCUCACUGUGCUGCCCGGUCUGGCAGUCAGUCAUCAUGCUCUGAAGAACGCCGAGAUACCGUUUCUGUUCUCGCUGCUCGCCUUUCCCUGGAUGUGCUUCUCGCUGAUGACGCCACGUUUUGGUUCAAGUCUCUACAAACGCAAACUGCAAUGGUAUACAUUGGGCAGCAUCUGCAAGUGUCUGGCGCUCAUUUUUAUCAGCUUUUCCACGUCCAAGCUCCUGCUAAGCGUUUCAGCUGUGCUCUUGGGAUUUGGCCAGGUGGUCACCGCAUUUCUGCAGGAGAUGGUCUUUCAGCUUGGCAUGACGCGCGCCAAUUGGACGGCCAUCCGUCGGCCCGUUCACUUCACCAAUGGCCUAUUGAUACUCAUUUGGGGCGCCCUCGCACACUGGAUCGUUGUGCACUAUUCGUUUCAGGCCACCGUUGGCUUGGCUGGCACCUUGUAUGGCGCCACUACAUUGCUGUGGAAUUUUCUAUCUUUUUGUUGCCAGAGCAAGGAUUGAUUGACGAUUAUGUAAAAUCUAGUCAUCAGGAUUAUUAAAUUAAUAAAUACAUUCACGCCUGCGUAAACUUCAUUUAACGGACAAUUUCUUUUGCUCGCAAUGU